This is a messenger RNA of Microthlaspi erraticum, 393 nucleotides long. Lineage: Eukaryota; Viridiplantae; Streptophyta; Magnoliopsida; Brassicales; Brassicaceae. The record is from the annotation of a GenBank genome assembly.
AUGGAGCAGAUGCGGUGUGCUCGCCCAAAUGGACAUCCCCACACUUACUUGGAGACAUUGCCCAAGAGCGGGAAGGAAUGUCCUGGAGAGAUCAUCUGCCAAUACUUGACUGCAAAAAAGUUCUCACCGGAAUGUCUCCUAGACUGUCUUGAUCUCUCAUUGGAACACCAUACUCUUGAAAUCGCUAACAGGAUUGAGGCUGUUGUGCACGUUUGGAGGCAGAAUAAUGGGAGGAGCCACAAGAAGAAGCAGCCCAAACUAAAGCUUUCUUCAUGGGGCGGCAAGGUGAAAGGGGAUAGAAAUGAAUUCUUUGUGCAGAGAGCUGAGACCCUCUUGCAGAGUCUGAGGAUCCAUUUCCCGUUUGAACAUUCUGCUAUUAUUUUUCAAAAAUAA